UCCAAACGCUCUGCGUCUGAAGUCUUCCAAUGUAGAGCUGUAAUUCCGAGCGAAUGACUUAAAUGGCUUGCGACAAUCGCACGAAAGUGUAUCUCGGGUACGAGGACGAGUACGUCACCGACAAGCAUCGGUCUUUGCUCAAUUUCACGACGAACAAGAUCGGCGGGCAUCCGAACUGUUACGGAAAGAGCACGCUAUCGUCGCCGCAAUGCAGACUGUGCGGUUUGUAUCAGCUUUUAACACUCCAAUUGUACGCACCUUUAGAUAAUUCAAAGUAUCAUCGAACGUUAUACAUAUUCGCGUGUAUCAAUCCGAAUUGCUGGAAUCAAAAUGAAAGUUGGACAUGCUUGAGAAUACAGCACUUAGAGGAUGAAACUAAAACAAGUACACCGGAAUCUGGAAGCGUUAAUGUGCCAUCUACAGCAGCUUGGCUGUCAGAUUCUGAUGAUUGGGGGGAUAACGUAAAUGAUAAUGCAUCGGAACAAAAUGGAAACAACAUGUUGAGGAAUGAUCCUUUACAAUUCCACUUUUCUCUGCAUAAAGAAAUAGAUCAGGAGAUACGAGAUGAGUUGUCUGUGCUGCGUGUGGAUGAUCCAAAUGCAAAUAGUCCAACCAGCGUGGAUUCUCCAGUCAGCGGAGGCGCUGUUGGUCGCUUGGAUUCCCCUCAAGCCUCCGCAGAGAUCGACGGAGAUGAGAGUGAAGUCGUGUGCAUCGAUACUCCAACGCGACCGCAAUGUGAUUUAGUUAGUUUACUGCAGGAAGUAACUCCGUUGCCGUUGCAAAUCACAAAUGCGGAAAUCAAAUACUCGUUUGUUGAAAUCUUUCUCUCGGUCGACGAAGAGGAUCGCAACACGGACGUGUCUCAGCACGUUCGUGAUUUGUUGGUCGAAUAUCAGCACAGUAAUCCGGACGCAUCGACGAAGUUCACGCCGGACUCCGGCAAUCCUAAAACGAUUGAAACAGACUUGGAAAAAUAUGAGAAAGGCAUUCCCAGGCACGGCGACGAGAUGUUUCACAAUUUUGUUUGUAGAAUACAGCGGAAUGCUGGACAGCUGCUACGAUAUUCAAGGGAUAAUUCUGCGCCGUUACUGUUAUAUCCAUUGAGCGGUUGUAUCGGCAAAUGCCGGCACUGCGGCGACGAGAUGACUUUCGAGCUGCAAAUUCUGCCGACGAUCAUACCAAAGUUGACAUUGAAUCCGCGAAGUGAGCGGAACUUCCAGAUAGAAUUUGGUACCGUUUUAAUAUACACUUGCGUUAGAAGCUGUUGGUCCGCGACCGACUCGUACCGGGAAGAACAUGUCGUUGUUCAAGCGGAGAGACUAUAGUCAUAUUAAAAAAAAAAAAAAAAGAGAAAA
Molecule: messenger RNA, 1355 nt
Organism: Linepithema humile (Argentine ant)
Lineage: Eukaryota; Metazoa; Arthropoda; Insecta; Hymenoptera; Formicidae
Gene: trus
Product: programmed cell death 2 like trus
Biological process (GO): apoptotic process
Cellular component (GO): cytoplasm
Source: RefSeq, a predicted model, not a curated record